GAAAUUGCCUAAAGGUCACACGAGGUCACCAAACAUUUGCAAAAAUGGCAGCCAGCUUCGAAAAAAUUUGCGACGUUGUGUCAAAUGGCAUUGUGCCUGUUACUAAAUAUAGGUCGACUGAAACAGGAUUGACAGUUUGUCUUGCUCAAGUAGAAGGACCUCUUGUGAAUGGUUAUUUUGUUUUAGCCACUGAAGCACACGAUGACGAUGGGCUGCCCCAUACGCUUGAACAUCUUAUCUUUCUCGGGAGUGAAGAGUAUCCGUUUAAGGGAGUGUUGGACAUGCUAGCCAAUCGUUGUUUGGCUCAGGGAACCAACGCCUGGACGGAUACUGACCACACCUGCUAUACAGUGAUGACCGCCGGGAGUCAAGGUUUCAUCAAUCUCAUGCCGAUCUAUCUCGACCAUGUUCUCUAUCCAACACUCACGGAUGCUGGUUACAUCACUGAAGUACAUCAUGUGAACGGUGAAGGGGAAAACGCUGGUGUUGUGUACUGUGAGAUGCAGGGUAGGGAAAAUUCUGGGGAGUCCCGAUGUCACCUUGCUAUGCUGAGAAAGAUGUACCCAGGGCAUUGUGGGUACAAGUCAGAGACUGGGGGAAUUAUGGCCAAUCUUCGGGACUCCACGUCCAACGAGAAAGUUCGCAACUACCACCGUGACUUCUAUCGUCCUGAAAACCUCUGUCUGAUUAUUACAGGCAAGGUUGCCCCGGAGGAGGUCUUCAAGGCUUUGGAACCCUUUGAACAGAAGAUCAAGGCAAAGGGAGCCCUACCCUCACAUGUCCGCCCAUGGCAGUCUCCUGUACCACCCCUCCCAGAGAAAGUGGUAGAGACCGUCAAAUACCCAUCCGAUGAUGAAUCAAAUGGAAUGAUCUACUUGGCCUGGAGGGGUGCAUGUGCUGAUGAUAUGUACAAGAUGUCAGCUCUGUUGAUUCUACUAGAGUACCUGACUGAUACCUCAGUCGCUCCUCUCCAGAGGGACUUCGUUGAGCUGUCGGAUGCCUACUGCAGCAAGGUUCGCUACUCUAUCAUUGAAGCAACGGCCUCGUGUCUCUACCUCAAGUUUGAGAAUGUUCCCAAAGCUAAACUCGGAGACAUCAAUGGAAGGACGUUUUCCCUUCUGAAUAACCUCUCAAACGGCACAGAAGAUAUCGACAUGGUACGCAUGAAGAGUGUGAUCCACCGUCGCAUUCUAGAAGCACUCAACAACAUGGAAGAUAACCCACACGAGACGUUUGCCUUCAUGUGCAUUGGGGAUUUUCUGUAUGAUAAUACAGAAGAAGAGCUGAAGCAACGCUUGAAUCAAGUGGAUGACUUCCGCCGCCUUCAAAGUGAAGAGAAGCCCUUCUGGUGUUCUCUUCUCAAGGAAUACUUUGUCGAUCCUCCCUCUGUAAUGAUCAUCGGAGAACCAAGCGGUGCGGUGGCCAAAGACAUGGCCGACGAAGAGAAGCAACGAGUCGCCAGCCAAGUAGCUGCUCUCGGUGAAGAGGGAUUGAAAACAAAGGCAGACAUACUGGAGAAAGCCAUUGAGGAGAAUGAGAAAGAAGCACCUCCCGAGCUACUGACCAAACUCCCCAUCCCAGACACAGGAUCCAUCCAAUUUCAUCCAUUCCAACGCUACAGCAACCUCCAGGGUGGGGCCGGUGAUACUGGUCUGGAUCUCCAGUCACUACCCUUUACCUUUCAGCUGGAUGAUAUCCACACAAACUUUGUCAAGCUCUCAGUUCUGUUGGAUACAUCCAAGCUAGAUGCAACUCUGAAGCCGUACCUUCCUCUUUAUCUGGAAUUAUUGUUUGAAUCUCCCAUCACUAGGGAUGGAGCUGUGGUAUCUCACGAGGAUGUGAUCACUCAGUUAGCGGCUGAUACACUAGCCACCAGAUCAUCGCUUGGGAUCAGGGGUAGCAGGUUCAGAUGUGGAAAGUUUUCACAGGUUGCUAGUAUUGUCAUCAAGGUGGAAGAGGAGAAAUACAGCAAGGGCGUGCAGUGGCUUCAGGAAAUUCUGUUCCAGGUUCAGUUCACCGCCGACAGGAUCAAGAUUGUCGCUCAGAAGAUGAUCAACGAUGUCGCCAAGCUCAAGAGAGACGGCAGGACGUUGGCGCUCACGGUUCUCAGGGAUAUCAAUUAUUCACCAGAGAGUAAUCACCACGUUGCCUCCAUGAUCAGACAGCAGACAUUCCUAAACAAGCUACUAGAUCAACUCGGCCAAGACCCAUCAACUGUCAUCAAGAACCUCAAUUCUCUCCGUGACCUCUUGACCUCAUCUUCAAACGUCAGAAUCCAUAUGGCAGCCAACAUGAAGAAACUGUCAAAUCCUCAAUCUCCAUGGCAACAGUACUUCAUCGAGAAAGGAGUGAAGGCAGCAGAAAAGAGCUCUGAGGGUCCCCAGCUGUCCUUACAACUGAGAGACAAAACCUUAUCUAAGCCAAACGGUCAGAUUGUUGGUGUGGGUUCCGUUGAGUCGGCUUUCUUUGUCGCAACCGUCCCUUGUGUUGACAGCUGUGCGCACCCCGAUCUACCGGCUGUGAUGGUCUACAUGGAGUGCCUUUGUGCUCUGGAGGGUCCUAUGUGGCGUCAGAUCAGAGGUCUAGGUUUCGCCUAUCAUUACAGCAUGUACAUCCGACCGGAGGAAGGCUUGAUGUACUUCCAGCUCUACAAGUGCACCCAUGUGGUCUCCGCGUACAAACAAGCCAAGGAAAUUGUGGAGGGAUAUCUCUCUGGAAAGACAGAGUUCCACCCCGGUCAAGUUGAGACAGCGAUAAGCAGUGUCUUGUAUGAGAUCAUUGAGAGAGAAGAGACCGUUGCCUCUACUUCUAACGAAUCCAUGAUGAAUUAUCUCAGAGGGGUGGACCAGCAUUACAACAGGGAGCUACUGCAGAAGAUCUCAAAAGUGACCAUAGAAGACUUGAAACGAGUCGGACAAAAGUACUUCAGCCUGCUCUUUGACCCUGCCAAGGCGAAUUGCGCCCUCUGUUGUCAGUCGUCGAAGGUGGAUGAAAUCAAGGAAAGCUUCAAAGCAUUCAACCGUAAUCUGACAAUUAUGGCUUCGCUUGAAGAAGGUCUACAAUGAUGUCUUAGGUUUCCAUGACAACAGCUGAAGAUUCUCUGACAAUUGAUUGCUCGUAGAUUCUGUGACAGUAGUAUGUAAUUGCUCAUAGACUGAUAUUUUCUUCCUGUGAAGAUAGACCCUUGAAAUAAAUGACAUGUUGAUCGCAUUGUUUCUUGAAAAUGAGGAGUAGUUUGUUUGCUUGGAUAUAUUUUUUGCAAAGAUGGCUGCAAAGGAUAUAGUUGAUAUUUCACAGACAACCUACCCAGCUCAAAUUGGUGUACAGUUAUACAAAAUCAGUUUGAUCUGCUCCGCAGAGCAUUUUAGGACUUGUCAGACUUUUUAGCCAAAAAAUUAUGUUUAAUCGGUUCCAUGACAUUUGCUCUUGCGACAGUUGCUCCGCUCUAAAUUCCACACACUAAUCAAAUGACCUACUUCCACCCUGGGUUUAACACUAUACCCUACCAUAACCUAACCCUGGUUAAACCUAACAUGAAACCCUAUUGCAACCCUAACCCUACAUCUUAGACGAAAUAAAGCCCGGAGCAAUUGUUGCAAGAGCAAAUGUCCUGACACUGUUUUAUCUGACAGUUACCAUAGUAACUGUGCUUCUCAGCCAAUCAAAUUCAAGGAAAGUUCUUAGAUCUGACAACUUAUCAGACAAAAACUGUUGAUGAACUGCUCCCCGGGAAUAUCUUACUUGAUAUUCGGUGGAACAUUUUAAGCAGAGUUUGCUAGUGAUUUUCACUAACAUGUGUUAUAAGCUAUUGAAAUCCUUGCUUCUGAUUGGCUGAGACAUAACUAGCCAUUGAAAGUCACAGACAAAACUGUUUGGGAAACACUCCCCUGGCUAUUAUUAUGAAUGUGAUACAAUGGUACUUAAUGGUACUUGUACUUUUAAUUGAAAAUGCAGUUUGUAUUAAAAAUUCAAGCAGAUAUACUAGUACUUGAAAUAAGAAACAGGCAGGAAUUAUGAACACGUUAUUGAUUUCAAGGGCCUAGUUAGAGUUGUUUCAUUUUCAAUGUCCAGUAAUUUUCACCACUUGUGAAAUUGAACAGUUUCAUAGGAAUCUGUGCCUUUUAUGGCAAAUCAUGUAUGUACAUGAAGUAAUAUUAGUUAGUAUUUAUGCACAAUAGCAUAUCUCUCAAAGAGAUAGAUAUAUAACUCGGCAAAAUGCUGCAUUUUUUUUUCAUUUAUGAUUUCCUGUUUUCAUAAAAAAAAAUAGCCAAAAAUGAGGUUGUGUUAAAACAUAAAUGCACGUCCUUCGUUGUUCAUGUAUUUUGUAUUUAUUCCAAGCAGUGGCCUUUCACCUUUGUCGUUAUUUCUAAUUUAUUCAAGCAUAAUAUGCAUGUGGCAUGUCUUGAUGUAAAAUCAAAUUGAAUCUGUCGGCAAGAUGUUGUUUUCAGUGCGUUUUUUUUUUAUUGUUUGUUGUUAGCAAUAUACUGUUAAAAGAAAUAUGAUUAUAAAGAAUUGGGAUGUAAAUGAGUCGUUCUAUGUACAUGUAACUAGAGACAAGUGGGAAAUUGCAAUCAACCUGCGUUCAAUUUCAAAUCAAGCCCAAGUCUCACAUUAGAGUGUAUUUAGAAAUACAAGAGAGUUGAGUAGCAAUUUAAGGCGAAUCAACUACAAAUUUGUGUUUAUUCAAUGGAUUUGCGCAUGAUUUUGGGUGUUACUCUACAUUUACAAUUGAACGUAAGUUUCUUCUACUCCCAUACAAAGAGCUUGAUAUUUCAAGCUCGAACAAUUAAAAUGAAUUUUUUCUUGUUAAGCUAGGUUUUUGCUUAGAAUGCAUAAGUCUUAGUUCUUCAUCACCUUCUACUUUUCUGACAAUCAUAAUUUGUUCAAAUUACAGUCAAAUUUAUACUUGUCAUGCAAGUCGCUCAAUAUCUUAACCCUAAAUAGACUGGGCUAUUUCAACGCCUAAGAAGACUGGGGGGGGGGCUGAUUCAACCCCCCCUUAUGAUCUCUGCCGUUGACCGCGCGAUCGCGACUAAAAUUGGCACGUACGUUACCCAUGGCAUUAUCUACAAAACUAUAAUAUCAAAUUCUGCAAAAAAUCUCAUUGCUCAUUAAUUAUGCUAAUUUAUGCAUAAAAUCAUAAGUUUGCUCUAAUUAAUAAAAUAAUGCCCCUAAAAUGCUCAUUUUUGUUUCACAUACUCUAGAUAGGCAUCUGAUCAAAUUUUUUUUUUUUUUAAUUCAACAUCACAUUUAUUUUCUUAUGUAUUCUAUUGUUUUCUUAAUUUCUUAUGUAUUUCCUUGUUUUUUUACUUUUUUUUUUAAUUGUUUUUUUCAAUGGAAAUUGUCAGGGACUUUAUUUUGACCAUAAAAAAGAUAAAAUCAAUUGAUAUUAAGCAGUAAAAGGAAAAAUAAUGAUACAUAUAUAAAUUUUGGCUAAAAGCACUAUUUGCAUUGGAUUUGUACACAAAUUCACGUUUUUGAGUAAUUUUUGGUCUGCAUGCACUUACGAAAUGUUGCGUAAUUUCAGAACCGCGUACCUGGGGGUCACAAUUUUGGUCUCAAAAGUUGCGCGAGACUUGAAAGUAAAAAAUCAGCGAGCGACGUGGUCAAAAAAUUUUGCACGGCAGAUUUAUCGCGAAAAAUGUUGAGGGGGGGGGGCUGAAUCAGCCCCCCCAGUCUUUUUAGGGUUAAGAGUCUAAUUUUCAUAUUAUACAUGGCAAUCGACUUGAAAAUGAACUCUAGUAAUUUUUUGUGUAAUUGGGGCAGAUUUUUUCAAAUGAAAAUAUGGUGGAAGGACAGGAAAGUUAUUCUUAGUUUCAUAUGAGUCAUUACGAAUUAUAGAGAAACAUAUAGUGGACUUUAACUUGUAAGUUUAUUUUUAUAUCAGUCUACUCGUUCUGAAGCAUAAAAGUGAAUAAGUAUCUGUUUUCCAGUGAUUGUGAUAUACUUAGUAAUAUUGAUUUUCUUUCUCACUUUAUAAUCAUGCAUUAUUUUGAUAAUGUACUGCAUCAUAGCUAGUAAAUAUAUGCUGAAAUAUUAGCAGAGAAGGAAAAAGUAACCAAGUCAAGUAGCGUUUGUCAUUUCAGUCUAUACUGAUAUGAUGAUGGUUAUAUUAUUUCAAUUAUCAGUGAUGUCGAUGAUGUUUAGUGAAAUUUGUACACAUUUAUACAUGUUUUCUCCUAUGCAUAUAAUUGCGGCUGAAAAUACUUACUACUGAGAUCGUUUUGAUUAUGAAUCGUGUUAUCAGUCUUUCAAGAAAUGAUUCUACUUAAAUUCCGUGAUACCUGUUUUGCUAUAGGCGUUUGGAUGUUGCUUAUGUUUGACACAUUGCAUUGUGCAAUUUAGAUGUGUUUGAUAAAGUCUUGUAGGCAUGGACGUUUGUAAUCUUUUUUGCGUGAGCUAUACACUGUCAUCCUUAAGUAGAUGGUUCUCUGUUUAUUGUUCUGCUGUUUUAUUUAUUUGUAUUUCUGAGAAUAAUGGAACACCUUGAUAGCCAUAGCCUUAUAUUUUCAUUUUGUAUAUUUUAUUAUUUAUGUGCCCAAUAAUCCAGACCUGCCAACCAGUACGUUUUAGCCGUAUUUAGUACGUUUUUGCAACCAAAAUACGGCAGUACGUUUUUUCUUUGAAAAAUGUAUUUUUUUUUUUUUACUAAAUCGUAAUUUAUUGAGAAAAAUAAUCUCUAUAUGUCUCUAUUUCAUAAAACGUACACAAAUAUGGUUAUUAGAUCAAUGUAAUUUCAGGUAACUUGUUUUUUUUUUCAAUCAUUUUGUUAAAACCAGGGUGAGAUAUACACAUGUUUUAAUGGGUUUUUUUUCAUCUGCAAGAGCAGUGCGCACUUUAGCUUACAUGCAGCUUGAGCGCCGCGAUGAGCGAGUGCGCCAAGCAUUUUAAUAUGAAAUACACUUUUUUUGGGAAAAAUACAGUUUUUUUUAUCACAGAAUACAGUUUUUCAUUCCCAGAGGUUGGCAGGUCUGAAUAAUCUUCAUAAUGGAAGGAUUGGAUAAUAAUAAUAUAGGAUUUGUAUAGCGCACGUAUCCACCUUGCUAGGUGCUCAAGGCACUCCUAUAUUACCCCUGCUAAGCUACAUGUAGUCUACCGAUUCUGGUGCGCACAGCUUUUUGAGGAAUUACUUCCUGCCGUUUCCAUAUAUUACUCUGCCUCAUUUAAUAUACGUAAAUAGCAAAGCUUAGCUGAGACAUUCUGAAAUAUUCUUUAAUCACAUUAUAAUAAUAAUGAAAAAUAAAUGAGAGCAAAGCACAUAACUCCAUUACUCAUGAUAUAGUGGUAAAGGUGUCGGGCUAGAGUUAAGACUCGUUCGACACUGCACUGAUGUUAAGGCACUGGUUCGAUUCUCACUCAUUAGUUGAUGACAUUGAUGAUAGAAUUUAUUCCAUUGAAAAUAUACAGACUUGAAAUUUUAAAAAUGAUUAAAUGUUCACUCUGUCCGGCAGAUUCAAUGCUGACUUGGCAUAACAACCAGUUGGCCUUUUGAAUAUUUAUUCUUAAAUGAAUAGACCUAUGUAGUGUACAUGUAUCAUUUAACAUUAAACUGGGCAAGUAAUAUAUUAUUUUUAAUUUUGAUGGAUGAAAGUAACAACCAAAAGCCUUAAUACUAACCUUUAAUAACUCCAUUCAUUUGGGCAUCUAGCAAGUGUGAAAUAAUAAAGAUAAGAAAUAGACUUGAUGUUUGGGGGCAAAGUAACAUUUUGCGUAUUUGAUGAGACUCUGCCAUAAGAAAUAGUAACAACUGAGACCCUAAAUGCAAACCUUGAAUAACUCCAUUUAUUUGUGCCUCUAGCAAGUGUAAAUAGCAUUGACUUAUAAAGAUAAGAAAUUGACUAGAUGUUUGGGGUCAAAGUAACCUUUUGCGUAUUCGAUGAAACUCGGCCAUAAAAAAAUAGAUUUUUAUGAUAUUGAAAUUAUUUUCAUUCCGAUUUCUGAUCUGAAGGAUACAAUAUACCCAUUGCAUCAACUCAUGCCAAGAAAUAUUGGCCAUAUCAAACUCUAAAAUUUAUUUACUUCUUUUCAAAAUAUGCACCCUGUCUAUGCAAUAUUUUGCUUUUAAACAAGGCCCAUUUUAAUGAAAUAGUAUGCACUUUGUUGCUUAUCUCCAACGUGGCACAAGCAGUGAUUACUGGAGUGUGGUUCACCAAGAGCUGGGCCCCGUCUUACAAAGAGUUACGAUUGAUCCGAUCAAUCGCAACUAUGAACGGUCAGCAACAUCAACAUGUAUUAUACAAGUUUGUUCAAAAUAUUUUCUAUUCAUUCAUGUAUAUUCACGCAUUACUUUCGUGAAAAUUCACUGUGCUUCUCUUUGUUUACAAAGGACAUUGUGCAAAUUUCCCAUAGAAAAAAAUUAUGACACUGAUGGAUUUCCAUAGAGUUACGAUUGAUUGGAUCAUUGGAUCAAUCGUAUAUCUUUGUAAGACAGGGCCCUGAAAUCAUUUGCAAGAGAAAAUGAAAUUGUUUUUAUGAUAUAUGAUUGGAAGAUUCGGCACAUGAACCAGUCAUAUUGGUAUGAUAAGAAAGGUAUCUGGUAAAAAUUAUUAUAUUCUGGAGCCCGUAACACAAAGCUUAGCAAUGAUCGUAGAACAAAUUUUCAUGAUUGUUUACAAUGUACGUUCAUUCGUAAAAAUUAAGCGUAUGAUCAGUAACUACGCUUUGUGUUAUGGAGCCCUGGGCCCAGUUACAUAGGGCUUAGCAAUCGACCAUGGGCCGAUUUCAACAAUUUGCAAUGAAUAUUGUGUAUGAUCAUUCAUAAUAAUCAGCCCCUCAAAUCGCUAAGUAUUAUGUAACAGGGUCCAGAAACAAAAUGUAAAGAUUAAAAAAAAAAAAAAAAGCCCAUCAAAUUUGAGGGGGUCUACAGGUCCACUUUCGGAAGUAUAUGAACCAAGAGCAUUAACCCAUCGCUGACUGGAACCGACUGAACCCUGUAUUAAAGUCUAUGGGAAGUACAGAAGUUGGGAGUCAAGGUGAUAUGAAGAAACAACCUUGAAGUUUGAAAAAGUCAUGAUUUCUUGUGACAAGGAAAGUAAAGAACAUGUUUUUUUUCUGUGCCUUUUGUACACUUGAGUCUCUACGUUGUGUGUGAAUGUCAUUCUAAUAAAAUAGCAUUAAGAAAUACAAGAUUAA
Lytechinus pictus (painted urchin) is the source of this 9132-nucleotide messenger RNA. RefSeq lists its product as uncharacterized. The record is from RefSeq and is a predicted model, not a curated record. Gene Ontology annotation, molecular function: metal ion binding. Lineage: Eukaryota; Metazoa; Echinodermata; Echinoidea; Temnopleuroida; Toxopneustidae. The transcript has 21 exons. Bases 45 to 3065 code for a protein of 1006 amino acids.